Messenger RNA from Oncorhynchus masou masou (cherry salmon), 2224 nucleotides. RefSeq names its product calcium-independent phospholipase A2-gamma-like. Gene Ontology annotation, cellular component: membrane. The coding region runs from base 338 to 2224 and encodes 628 amino acids. The transcript has 8 exons. The record is from RefSeq and is a predicted model, not a curated record. NCBI's taxonomy places the organism in Eukaryota, Metazoa, Chordata, Actinopteri, Salmoniformes, Salmonidae. Gene Ontology annotation, biological process: arachidonate metabolic process.
GAGAAGCAGAGCACCGUAACGUGAUCUAUUGUAUAUUUACACAUUUCCUGUUUUCCUUAGCGAGCAUAUCUGUCAAUAAAACGCUGACUAUUCAGAUAUUCUAGGAGACAGCUUCAUUCCUAGAUGACCCAUGCUGGACCAGAGCCAAGAGGACUGACCCAGUCUCUAGAGGUUGUCCUAACUGACCCAGUCUCCAGAGGUUGUCCUAAGUGAACACAGACCACACAAGCGAAGGAGAUGACCCAUCAAGGCCUAUUCCCAUAUCAGCACUGGCACAAGCAAGGCUGUAGUCCAGUCAUACCAUUUUAACUCUCCUGUCUCUGGCGUGAGCUGACGCAUGUCGCGGAUCAGGAGCACGCUCAACACUGUUACUAAAGCAGUAAGUGGCAGCGACCUCCUCUCCAAGAUAUCCCGCCUUAAGCCCAGUGCCGCAUGCGCCCAUGCAGAGGAGGUACUGGCCGAAGCGGAGCCUCUGACUCCAUCUCCAACCCCGGCAGCUAGUGACGCUUCAGCUGCUGCAGUAGACAUGAAGCCACCAGAGCAGGAUCAGACAGUAGGACAGGACCAGAACAAUGGAGAGGAGGGGAAGGAGAAUCAGCCACUUCAGGCUUUAGAGAAACCCUUCAUGGCCAACGUCAAGCCCAAACAGAGCCUCGCUGCGUCAGUGGCUAUAUCCACCGCUAGCUCCUCGUCAGCCAUUGCCAAGCAGACGUUACAGCUGUUCCAACCAGAGGCCCUGUCCACCAACAUGGACGAGACAUACAGCACCCUGUCUCAACACGUCAAUGACUACUUUGGGAGUUGUACAAGUCUAUCAACAGGAGAUGACAAGAAGCCUCACCAUCUAAAUGACAAUGCUCAAGCAUCCACGUCCUCCAAGCCUGCUCUCAGUCCACGCUAUCAGAGUACUAAGAGCGGGGACCACAUCCCUGUUUCAGUGCCUGUGGCAGCUGAGACCAAGGCUAUCCAGGGCAAGGCAGCUACCCCACAACCGACUCCUCCCCUGGAGGAGGUUAGCCCAACCUCGGGUGUUCCCACCCGAGAGAGCCCUGCCACAGAUAGUACUUCCUCCGACCCAGUCACCCAUACCCCCACCCUAACACCCUCUAAAAAAGGGGGGUUUGGGCAGUAUCUGUCUGACCCUCGUCCCAAUGUUCAGGCAUUCUUUGGCAGCUACAUAGCACCCUUGGUACCUAGUAAGUUCAGAGCUGACCCCCAGAGCGUCACAGCAGCAGUUGAAGAGAAGACCACGGAGGCGGCUGUGAGGAAGCCUGGAGAGAAGAUGGAGACUGAGGAGCAGAAGAAGAAUGCUGAAGAGGGGGCCAAGAAACUACUGCUGAGCCAGAGAGAGAAGAUCAUAGCCCGGGUGAGUAUGGACAACAGGACCAGAGCCUUGGUGCAGGGCAUCCAGAAAGCCACAGACAUGAAUAUCCACACCAGCCGUGUGGAGGAGCUUAGCCUGCAUCUUCUGGAGUACCCUGAGACACGCGGUGUGGCCGUCAAGGAGAGGGUGAUCCCGUGCCUGUUGCGUCUGAGGCAGACCAGGGACCCCAGGCUGCAGGCUGCAGUGAGAGAGGCCCUGGCCCUGGUGGGAUACACAGACCCUGUGAAGGGCCAGGGUAUACGGAUCCUGGCCAUCGAUGGAGGGGGGACCAGGGGACUGGUAGCUCUGCAGACCCUACACAAACUGCAGACACUGACGGGCAAACCCAUCUACCAGCUGUUUGACUACAUCUGUGGGGUCAGCACAGGUGCCAUCCUGGCCUUCAUGUUGGGGGUGUUCCAGAUUCCUCUGGAUGAUUGUGAGGAACUCUACAGGAAGCUGGGUUCUGAUGUGUUCAAACAGAACGUCAUCGUGGGAACCGUCAAGAUGGGCUGGAGCCACGCCUUCUACGACAGCCAGAUCUGGGAGAACAUCCUCAAGGAGAGAAUGGGAGAAGGCCUCAUGGUCGAGACAGCCCGGGAUCCAAAAUGCCCAAAGGUGUCAGCAGUGAGCACCAUAGUGAACAGGGGUCUGCCUCUGAAGGCCUAUGUGUUCAGGAACUACAGCAUGCUACCAGGGGUCAGGUCCCACUACAUAGGAGACUGUAAACACAAGAUGUGGCAGGCCAUCAGAGCCUCCUCCGCCGCCCCAGGGUACUUCCAGGAGUAUACACUGGGAAAAGACCUGCACCAGAUGUCCUGGAGGGCAGGCAGUGUGCCCCCAGUUAAUGCGUUGGGCUGA